AUGGCGAGGGGGGCGAGGUCGAGGAGGACGCCGGCGGGGGAGGAGGACGCGGAGAAGGAGUACGAGGUGGACGUGGAGCCCGACCGGUGGAAGUCGUCGUCGUCGCGGAACAGCCGGCUCGAGCUCAUGGGCCGCCUCCCCCCGCUCCGCCGCCUAAGCCGCAUCCCGGGAGCCGCAGACGCCGACGCCGGGGGCGGGUUCCUCCGCGGCCUCGUCAUCCACCCCGACAACAAGUUGUACCGGUCAUGGACUAGGUUCAUAGUGGGUUGGGCAGUGUACAGUUCCUUCCUUACACCCUUCGAAUUUGGAUUCUUCAGGGGACUCCCUAAGAAAUUGUUCUUCUUGGACAUAGUUGGUCAGGUUGCCUUCCUUGUUGAUAUUGUCCUGAAGUUUCUUGUGGCCUACCGUGACCCUGACACAUACCGCAUCGUAUACAAUCCAAACUCUAUAGCCCUCCGGUAUUGCAAAUCAAGCUUCAUUUUUGAUCUCCUUGGUUGCUUUCCAUGGGAUGCUAUCUACAAGGCUUCUGGCCAUAAAGAAGAACUGAGAUACCUACUAUGGAUUCGCUUAACACGAGUGCUGAGGGUCAGGGAAUUCUUCACAGAAUUGGAAAAGGACAUCCGUGUGAAUUACCUGUUCACAAGAAUAGUAAAACUCAUAGUUGUGGAGCUCUAUUGUACACACACAGCAGCUUGUAUCUUCUAUUACCUGGCAACAACACUUCCUGAAUCAAUGGAGGGAUAUACAUGGAUCGGGAGCUUGCAGCUAGGAGACUAUAGCUAUUCCCAUUUCAGGGAGAUUGAUCUUGCCACGCGUUAUGUUACAUCAAUGUACUUUGCCAUUGUCACCAUGGCAACUGUUGGCUACGGUGACAUUCAUGCUAUAAAUGUUAGGGAAAUGAUAUUUGUCAUGAUUUAUGUUUCCUUUGAUAUGGUUCUUGGUGCUUACCUUAUCGGUAACAUGACUGCAAUGAUUGUGAAAGGCUCGGCAACCGAGCGAUUCAGGGAUAAAAUGAAAGAAGUUAUCAGGUAUAUGAACAGAAAUAGACUUGGAAAGGACAUCAGAGAACAGAUCAAGGGGCAUUUGAGGUUGCAGUAUGAGAGCAGCUGCACUGAAGCCUCUGUACUUCGGGACAUUCCUGUUUCUAUUCGUGCAAAGAUUUCUCAAACACUGUACAUGCCAUACAUUGAAAGGACUCCAUUGUUCAAAGGAUGUUCGGAAGAAUUCCUUCAACAGAUUGUGAUUAGGCUGCAAGAAGAGUUCUUCUUACCAGAAGAAGUUAUUUUGGAGCAAGGGAGUGCGGUUGACCAGUUAUACUUUGUCUGUCAGGGUGCACUGGAAGGUGCUGCCGUUGGCGAAGAUGGUCAAGAGACUAUUCUUAUGUUGGAGCAAGGGAAUUCUUUUGGAGAAAUUGCUAUUCUCUGCAACAUUCCACAGCCCUACACUGUUCGUGUUUGCGAACUUUGCAGGCUCUUACGGUUGGAUAAAGAAUCCUUCGCGCACAUAUUGGAGAUUUAUUUCACUGAUGGAAGAAAACUUUUGAGCAAUCUUACCGAGAGCGAUGAAUACGGCAAACGGGUUAAACACAUAGAAUCAGAUAUCACUUUCCAUAUAGGAAAGCAAGAGGAAGAGCUUACCUUAAGAGUUAAUAACGCCGCUUUUUAUGGCGACCUUCAUCAGUUGACUGGCUUAAUCCGGGCUGGAGCCAAUCCAAAGAAUAGUGAUUAUGAUGGGCGGUCUCCUUUGCAUCUUGCAGCUUCCAGAGGGUAUGAAGAUAUUGUGCAGUUCCUUAUCCAUCAAGGGGCUGAUAUCAAUCUGACUGAUAAAUUUGGGAACACGCCCUUACUAGAGGCGGUGAGGCAGGGGCAUGAUAGAGUGGCCACAUUACUCUUCAGCAAAGGAGCCAAGCUGAACCUCGAGAAUGCCGGUAGCCAUCUCUGCACAGCAGUAUCGAAGGGAGACUCUGAUUUCAUUCGGGGGGCUCUAGCUUAUGGUGCUGACCCAAACUCGAAAGACUACGACCACCGCAAUCCUCUCCACAUAGCCGCUGCAGAGGGCUUGUAUAUUAUGGCGAAGUUGCUGGUAGAAGCUGGCGCAAGUGUGCUUGCAACAGACAGACGCGGUACUACUCCUCUGGAUGAAGGACACAAGUCCGGGAGUAAGCCACUUAUAAUGCUGCUUGAACAGGCGAAAGCCGACGAGCUCUCCAAGUUCCCCACACGAGGCGAAGAAGUGAGAGAUAAGAUGCAUACACGACGAUGCUCCGUGUUCCCUUACCAUCCAUGGGAUACUGAUGCCAAGCGAAAGGAGGGGGUGAUGUUGUGGAUUCCUCACACUAUCAAUGAACUCAUCGGGUCAGCCCAGGAGAAGCUGGGUUUGUCCAGCUCAUGCAUGCGCUUGCUCUGUCAGGAUGGCGCGACGGUCCAGGAUGUGGACAUGGUCAAUGACGGGCAGAAGCUCUAUCUGGUUGGAGACAAGGACAUGGGUGACAGCGAGUAG
Molecule: messenger RNA, 2499 nt
Organism: Triticum turgidum subsp. durum (durum wheat)
Lineage: Eukaryota; Viridiplantae; Streptophyta; Magnoliopsida; Poales; Poaceae
Source: the annotation of a GenBank genome assembly